Nannospalax galili (Upper Galilee mountains blind mole rat) is the source of this 6491-nucleotide messenger RNA. RefSeq names its product transcription termination factor 1 (gene Ttf1). Bases 170 to 2446 code for a protein of 758 amino acids. The record is from RefSeq and is a predicted model, not a curated record. Lineage: Eukaryota; Metazoa; Chordata; Mammalia; Rodentia; Spalacidae. The transcript has 11 exons.
GGCGGAGGCGGAUUGCACCCCAGCAGCGGGGAAACUGCGGACUUCGCCGGCCCAGUGAGGGAUCCGCGGGGCUUUUUGAACAGAGUCCCUGGGAGAACGCGGACCGUGUGCAUUCCUAGGACCCAAGCAGGCAGAGUUCCGAGCCCCAGACAGAAAGGAGAGGACUGGAAUGGAAGGAGAACCGACCAGACUGAAGGGCCACAUUGCAGUUUUUAACAAGAAAAAGAAAAGGUCUUCUGCCUCUGAGGACAGACCCCAGAAACAUGCCCGCGAGCACCUCAGAGAGCCCUCUGCGGCCAGUGAAGAGCCCGGGGUAACUAAGAGGAAGAAGAGGAGGAAGGAUUUCCAACACCUUACCUCUUCCCCUUUAAAAAAUUCAGAAACCUUCCCUGAAACCAAAAAGAUCCCUUCUCCCCACAAAAGGAAGAAAAAGAGGAGGCACGUUUGGGAGGUGGACCGGGAGACCGGUAUCAUCCUUGUGAAUAAAGAGAACAUCCAGAACCUGCUGAAGAAACGCAGAACGGACGUGGAUAUCGUGUGUGUUGACCUGAGCGAGAAGUCAGCAGGGGGGCAGCCCGCCGCUGUCCAAGCCCCAGACCCGCGCGGGGACCCAGACCCUGCCCCAGGACCGCGCCGUGAAGGUCGCAGCAGGAGGAGGAAGGGCCGGAGGAAAGCCGCAUCCCCUGCGGAUGCUGCACAGGGAGGCCAGCAGGCGAGCGCCGCCCCGCUGCGGUCAGAGCCCCCCACACCAACAUCCUGGUCUUGUGCGCCUCUGGAAGUCCGGGACCCAGAGCUGCCGGUGUCUACUACAAAGAAGUCUAAGAAAAAAAAGAAAAAGGUGUCGAGAAACCGGGCAUGGGAGGCCGUGUCUGAGCAUCUGAGUGACAGGUGCCCUGAAGGGGAGGUUGAGACUGGAGAAGGCAGUGGCGUACCUAAAAGGGUCAAGGAUUCCCACAGUAUCACGGCAAAGUCUAAGAAAAGGAAGCGGGUGUCCUGUGGAAUCGCAGCGUCUGGCGAUGUCUCAGUGCCUGAGGAUGGUGCAAACAGGCUUUUGGAUCCAGCAGAGGGCGGGCACACCUUAAAGGAAAAGGAUGCAGACCACAGGCCAAAGAAGGCCAAGACCCUGGCCUGUUCAGCAGAGAAACUCAGGGGAGAGAUGCAGAGGUCAGAACCUUCAAAUGAAGAAGAAAGCAACUCGGAAUCAGCUAGAGACUCUGUGUCCAGAUACCCCUCCGAAGAUUCCGAUGAGUCUGAUGUGGAUUUGGGCUCUGCUGUGAGGCAGCUCCAAGAGUUCAUUCCUGACAUAAAGGAAAGGGCGGCCACCACAAUCAGACGAAUGUAUCGGGAUGACCUGGGGCGCUUCAAAGAGUUUAAAGCUCAAGGAGUUGCUAUUAGAUUUGGCAAGUUUUCUGUUAAGGAAAAUAAACAAAUAGAGAAAAAUGUGCAGGAAUUCCUGUCCCUGACUGGAAUUGAGACUGCAGACAAGCUGCUGUACACAGACCGCUACCCAGAGGAAAGGGCUCUGAUCACCAAUUUAAAACGAAAGCACGCCUUCAGACUGCACAUCGGAAAAGGCAUUGCCCGGCCCUGGAAACUCGUGUACUAUCGAGCAAAGAAGAUAUUUGACGUGAACAAUUACAAAGGCAGGUACAACGAAGAAGACAUGGAGAAGCUGAAGGCAUACCACUCCCUCCAUGGGAACGAUUGGAAGAAGAUUGGGGCGAUGGUGGCCCGGAGCAGCCUCUCAGUCGCCCUCAAGUUCUCUCAGAUUGGGAGUCAAAGAAAUCAUGGCGCGUGGAGUAAGGCAGAGACCCAGAAACUAAUCAAGGCUGUGGAAGAAGUUAUCCUAAAGAAAAUGUCUCCCCAGGACUUAAAAGAACUGGAUUCUAGACUCCAAGAAAACCCUGAAGGCCGCCUGUCAGUCGUCCGGGAAAAGCUCUACAAGGGCAUUUCCUGGGUGGAAGUGGAAGCCAAAGUGGAAACCAGAAACUGGAUGCAGUGCAAAAGUAAGUGGACAGAAAUUCUAACCAAGAGGAUGACACAUGGUGGGUUUGUGUACCGUGGGGCCAGUGCUCUGCAAGCCAAAAUCAACCUUAUUGAAAGGUUAUAUGAACUAAAUGUGGAAGAUGUUAAUGAAAUAGAUUGGGAAGCUCUUGCCAGUGCCAUAGGGGAUGUCCCUCCAUCUUAUGUUCAAAUUAAAUUUUAUAAGCUGAAAGCUUCCUGCGUUCCUUUUUGGCAGAAAAAGACUUUUCCAGAGAUCAUCGACUACUUGUAUGAGACCAGUCUGCCUUUGCUUAAAGAAAAAUUAAACAAGAUGAUGAAGAAAAAAGACAUCCAGAUCCAGACGCCCUCAACUCUUAAGCAAGAUUUUCUGUUCAAAGACAUCUUCUAUUGGGACGACGGCAGUGAGGGAGAGGAAGGGGAGGACAUGGAGGAGCACAGCUGAGCACAGGUCACUCCUGUCCUGUUUCUGUGUUAUGGUUUGGUUGUGCUUAUACACUUGUGUCAGUCGGCCGGAGACAAUCAACUCAGAAAAAAGGUUUCUUUGGUUCUGGAGGCUCCAUGAGCUGCUCGUGCCAUUGCUUUGAACCUGUGGGGAAGUGGCGCAUCCUGACUAGAAGAUGUGACAGUAGAGGUGCUCACACAGCCCAGAAGCAGGAGAGAGCAAGGGGGUCCUGCAGUCCCUUUUAUGGCUUACCCCCAGUGAUCUAAAGAAUGCUCAGUAGGCCCUGCCAUUUCCCAGCGGCACUGCCCUGGGGACCCAGCCUUUCAUAUGGGGGCCUUUGGGGACUAGAAGCUAGGAAAGCGCUUAGCACUGACAUUAAAGAUCAGGCAAUGGCCAGAAGAGCAUUGAAAUGUUGCUGGGGAGAUGACUCAGUCUGUGAAGUGCUGGCCUCACAAGCCUGAGGACCCACGUGAGAUCACCAGGCCUCACACACAAAGCCAGGCAUAGUGGCACGAACUCCUGUGAUUCCAGUGCUUGGCAGGUGGAAACAGGUGGGUCCUUAGAGCUAGCUGGCCAGCCAGCCCAGUCUGAUUUUACCCAGUGAGAACCUUGCCUCAAAAGACAAUAUGAGGAGGCCAGAGAGAGCCGGUUAAGAGCACUGGCUGCUUUUGCAAAGGACCCAGGUUCGAGUCCCAACACCCACAUUGUGGCUAACAACCUUCCAUAACUCCAGUUUCAGAGGCAAUCUGACUCCUUUUUUGGCCUCCCUGGGCAUUGCAGGCAAAACACUGAUAUACACAAAAUAAUUUUUUUUUAAUGGGGGAUGGGACCACUCCUGAGGAAUGACGUAAGAGAUGGCUCUCUGGCCUACACACACGCACAUGCACACAUUUUAAAAGGAUCAGUAUUCCUAUUCACUUGUUUGGUUGUGAAGACAGGAGCAUAUGAAUUGAUUUUUCUGUGUCAUUAUAUGGAAAAUAAUUACACUGAUGAUCCCAGAGAGCCCAAACAGCCCCAGUCCCUCCGGUAGUAGCAGGUGGAGUCACAGUGUGGACACUCCCCAUUGCUGAUCCCAGUGUUUGCAUGCACAGUGAAAACGAGGCCAUCCCUUUCUGGUCUGUCUGAUCUGACUCCUCACUGCACAUCUCGUCCUUGAGGAGGCUGCUGGUGACUGAAGAUCCUACUUCUAUUCUUCCCUCCCCAGCUGGUUACCAAGUUGAUGUGGUGGUCAUUUAGAGCUGAGCACUUUCUGGAAAGAUGCCAGCUGUUAGUCUUGGAAGAGGCUGUCAGACUGACAACUCCCACUGGAGUCUUGGGACAGGUUGAAGGCAGGCUUCUGUCGGUCAAGAAAGCAGGACCACUGUAGAUAUUUCAGAGAACUACUGCAGGGCUAGCUAGCAAAAUUAUUCAAUAAAAUCUGUACACAGAGUUACACACCCAUUAUCCCAGCACUUAGGCGGCAAAGGCAGAGGGUCACAGGAGUGAGACACCCUCCCACAUACACACACUGUUAAGUGGGAUGUAGGCACCCACCGGGAUGGGUGCAUUGCCCAGACAGCAGCCCCUGCAGAGAAGCCACUAUGGCCCUGUGUGGCUACCCAUCACCCAUGUGCUCUAGGCUGCUGUCUGCUGCUCCCUGCAGUGGCCUGUGCUCCUGCCUUCUGGUCUCACAGUGCCAGCCCCUUGUAGGCCCCUGUUGCUGGGGAGUCUGAGAGAUCCUGACCUGUCUGUACAGGGAGCAGCAGAGAAGAUGGCUUGGUGACAGUGGUAUCCCCAACUUCACCGUCCCCACACUCAGAGGUCAUCUGCGCGGCACCAUUAGGUGGAUUAAUGACCUGCGAAGCUAGGCAUGCCUGCAGACCGUCUACUAGAAGGAAGAUGGACAAGAGGGUCUGCUGUGCCAGUGUCCCCAGUGUUUCACCGGGCAGACACUCAGCACUGGGAAGGCAGGGGCAGGAAGAUUAGGAGUUCAAGGUCAUCCUUGCCUUGGCCCUGCCUCUGGCCAGCCAGCCAAAAGAUUCAGUAAGAGAGAUGUCUUCGUAGUAAGAAGACAUUUGCUCUGUCCACCCUCAGGCCUUCCAUCUCCAAGGUGACACUGUGACUUACUCCUUUCAGAUACAUCAAAGCCUGGAGGGAACAUACUCUGUACCAGGAGUUCACUUCUAGGAAUUUGCCCUCAGUAAGAGAACUAAUAUAUAAAUGUCAUAUUUGUGAUAGAGAAUACAGAAAAAAAUAUAAAUGUUCCUUAAUAGGAAGUUUGUGAAGUUAUGGUGUCCUAAAAUGGACUAUGAUGUAAGUUAAUAUGAUAAUGAAAAGAUAUUUUCCUGAAAUAUUCAGAGGAAUAUUUUUUUCUCAAUUUUGUAAAAAUGAAAAAUAAAAGAAAUUGAUUGUUUACACAGAUGUAUUAAAAUGACCUCAAAGUAUGGACAGUGGUCUCUGGACAGCUCAUGGGCUACAGCACCUCUUGUAACUGCACAAGGAGCCAUGGAACUCAGAGACUCGGAGCCCCAAAGACCGCAGCUCUCCAGCUUAGCAUCUGGGCUUCUCUGGGUCCUUAGUCCCCGAGGUCGGCUUCUGGGCUGGUUCUUCAGGUCCCUUCUCUAGAGGCCAUCUUACCCUCUGCCCACGCAGGACAGCCUGGCUUCCGCAGUGCUGCCCCAGAAAAGCAGCAGGGGCCCCCACGGCUGCAGGCUGGCCCCAGCUGCCGUUCCCCCAUCCAAAUGAGGGCGCACUCCAGGCAGAGCUGGCAGCAUGGCAGGAAAGCGGGCUUGGCUGAAGCCAGGGGCUCAGCUCUGAGGUCAGGACCCCAGUGGGACGUCAGGGUCACAGGAGCAAGAAAAGGUGAAUGUGCCUCCAGGACACAGCACACACAUGCACAAAGCAGCCGGUCACGACUAGAGUCACAAAUGUUGCCCAGUAAGCCUGUGUGCUGCUUUGUUUUUAUAUCUUUUUCUUGCUUUUACUUCCUAUGCCUCCAUCCCCCCAAAAUCCAUUCAAAUCACCCAUUGCCAAUCACUCCACUGCCGAACAAACCACCUUCUUGGCAAUAAUAUAGUCCAGGGACUAGGAGGAGAAGGCAGGCAGGUACAUUGUGUGACAUCAUUUCUGUAGAAAAAUGAACAAACAAAUGUCUACCCCCCCACAUGGAGAACUAACAACAAACCAAAGUAAGGAUACUACCAAAAUCCAACUUGGUGAACAGAUGCAUUUUACUGGGGCUUCUUACAAGAGUAGGGGUGAGGGCUUACUCCAGGAGCAGAAAUGAUUCAAAGACAGCUGCGUCACCAAAAGCCCAGCCCAGCACGCGUGACAGCUCACGAAAGCAGGAGGCCUGGAGUGCUGCGCAACCUGCAGGCAGCUGGACGGGUUGGAGUGCGUCCUUUCCAGGGAGCCGCCUUGUCUGAUCCUGUCUUGGCAGUUGUGGGGAGGGAGAGUCUAGUAACACCUGGUCAAUUCCAGGGACUUCUGGAAGCUAUGCAGUUGUCUGCUUCCUGAGCUUAAGGACUUUCCCUGUAGGAUGGAAUGUUUUCCAAAACAUCCUGUUGUUGGGGGACAGAGAGAUGCGUCAGUGGUUAAGGGCACUGGCUGCUCAUAUAUAACUGGUACUUGAAGAGCCAGAAUUGUCUGACUCCAUUUUGGCUAGCUUCUUCAGACAAGCCCGGACAAGCUCAGGCAUAUUGUAAAUCUUUCCAGUUGCUAUCCCCCUGCCCCCAGGAAGCUAUAAAUUAAGCAAGCCCUGGACAUGUAAAAGCCUUAUAAGGGAUGAACAAAAACUUCUGGCCCCAAAAGAUAUCAGUCAGCACAUUCCAAUGCCCUGAAGACAGCCCCUACCAAUCAAGACUUACCCCGUAUUCAGGAUAUGGGGACAUCCAAUUAUUUUAAAAGAUGCUUGGCGCACGCGGGUUUCUGUGAAGUUCCCCAAUAAAAGCCCCUGCCUGCUGUUUUUUGGGGCCAGACUCCGUCUUUGGCUUGUGUAGUCUGUGCCCGGCUGGCCGCCAUUUGGUUGUUUUUACUUUAAAUUCCUUAAUAAACUUUUUGUAUAAUC